UUGAGAAAAAGACGCGCGUCUGAUUCUCACGACAUAGAAAUAAUUAAAAAGAAAACACACACACACACACACACGCACGGACUGCACACGCGCACUCACGCCUAAUCCGGCGAAACAAGUCUGCACAGCUGUUUGGGGACAUUCCUCCCGCGUCUCCCAACAAAACAACCCACGGACGGACGACACCGGGGAACCACGUGAGCAGCGUCAUUCCCACAGGUGCCCCGGUGAGACGUGAGGGAAUGCGGAGCGUCAUCCCUCCUGCCAGACCGCUCUGAAACUUUCGUUGGAGAAGGAAGGAGGGAGGGAGAGAGGGAAAGAGCGAGAGAGCGAGAGAGGCGCGCGCGGAGAACGCCUGCAGUCUGCGCGACGGUCACCGGCGAUGUUGUGAGUCUGACCGGAUCCUCCGCGGCACGGGAGCACCAUGGCGGUGGACGCGGCGUCCAGUUUCAGCUUCUGCAGGCCAGCUGUGGAGUACAGGGCUCUGCCGGAGGACUUCAAGCACCAGCUCAGUCGACGGACAGGUGGGAACCUGACCUGGCAUGACGGACGUGGGCAGAAAACCGCAGGCGGCAGGCCGGUGAAGCUGCUGCAGCAGCCGGGCACAGAGGCCCUGCAGUACCGUUCCAGCGACAAUUAUGGAAUAUAUCACACGAGCCCAACACAGCCCAGCCUGAUCCGCCCCGUCGUGCUGUGGUCGCAACAAGACGUUUGCAAAUGGCUGAAGAAACACUGUCCGCACAACUACCUGGCCUACGUGGAGGCGUUCUCCCAGCACGCUAUCACAGGCCGGGCCCUGUUGCGUCUGAACGGGGAGAAGCUGGAGAGGAUGGGGCUGGUGCAGGAAACACUUCGGCAGGAGUUGCUGCAGCAGGUGCUGCAGCUCCAGGUGCAGGAGGAGGGACGCAACUUGCAGCUGCUCAGCAGAGGUUCCUUUGGAAGAAUAUCGUAGCCAGAAGAAGUGGAAUAUUUACCCCAAAUGAACUCAAAUGUGAAUCCGAUCCAGAGGAUAAAUCCCUCCAGCGAGAAGCGAUCUAAACGAGUUAUGUUGUUGAGCGAAAGUUGGCAGCUUUUCAUUCUGCACAACAAACUUACACAAACUCUGCGGCCUGUCAAUGAACUGUGACGGAGAAGCACCCAGACAAUCUGCUUUGUAAAUUGCUCUAUUGACUAUUUCUCUCUUACUGUCUCUACCUCUUUCUCGCUCUGUGAAACUUUUGUAAUGUCAAAAAGUAAAUAAAUAAAAAGCUACAAAUAAAUGCUUUUAGUGCAAAGGA
Messenger RNA from Gasterosteus aculeatus aculeatus (three-spined stickleback), 1277 nucleotides. It is a transcript of the gene samd10a, whose product is annotated as sterile alpha motif domain containing 10a. Gene Ontology annotation, cellular component: cytoplasmic side of plasma membrane. Gene Ontology annotation, molecular function: protein binding. NCBI's taxonomy places the organism in Eukaryota, Metazoa, Chordata, Actinopteri, Perciformes, Gasterosteidae. The record is from RefSeq and is a predicted model, not a curated record. Gene Ontology annotation, biological process: cell surface receptor protein tyrosine kinase signaling pathway.